AUGAUCAAAGUUCUUUUAACAGGAGGGAGCGGUUUCAUCGCGUCACAUGUCCUCAGAAUUCUCUUGGAUCGCGGUCACUCUGUCGUAACCACUGUUCGAUCCCAGGCCAAGGCAGACCAUAUCAAGAGUACUUAUUUUGAUGUUCCUUCAUCCCGACUCGACUUUGCCAUCGUUGAGGAUAUUUCUGCUGAGAAUGCAUACGAUGAAGUGAUGAAGUCAGCUCCUUUUGAGGCUGUCAUUCAUACAGCGUCACCUUUCCAGCUCUGGGGCGACGACAUCAAGAAGACUUUUAUGGAUCCGGCCAUACUGGGUACCACUGGGCUGCUUGAAGCUGUCAAGGCUUAUGCGCCAACGGUCAACCGUGUUGUCAUCACUUCGUCUCUCGCGACAGCUGCUGUGGUGCCUGUUAACUCAAGCUAUGUUCAUUCUGCGAAAGACUGGGUCGAAGUGUCGGAAGAGAAAGCCUACUCAAAUCCAUGGGACGGCUAUGUUGCAAGCAAGGUAUAUGCCGAGAAGGCGGCGUGGGAUUUUGUAAAGAGGGAAAAUCCACAAUUUACCAUCACAACAAUUCUCCCUGCUUUCGUCCUCGGUCCAAUCAUCCAUGACGUUGGCUCACUCGAUACCAUCAUGACUUCGGGGCUACUGAUCCGCGAUUUCUUAUCUGGUAACUACAAAGAUGAGAUUGCACCAAGUCCGAUUGGCCGGUUCACUGAUGUCAGAGAUGCGGCCAUGGCGCACGUCAGAGCCAUUGAAGUCAGGGAAGCCGGUGGACAACGGUUCUUGGUCGGCAGUGGCACAUACUCCAACAGACAAGUGGCUACUAUCUUAUGGAAGAACUUUCCAGCUCUUCGAUCCAAGCUCCCGGGGCCAGAGGUCAAGUCUGGUGAUUUCCCAGUUGGAGGAGUGCCCGAUUUCGAUGUUGAGCCGUCCAAGAAGAUAUUGGGUAUGGUGUAUGCAACUCUCGAGGACACUAUCGUUAGCAUGACUGGUUCUAUGGUUGGGCUUUACAAAGAGUGA
Fusarium fujikuroi IMI 58289 is the source of this 1017-nucleotide messenger RNA. Its product is annotated as related to aldehyde reductase II. Gene Ontology annotation, molecular function: oxidoreductase activity, acting on the CH-OH group of donors, NAD or NADP as acceptor. NCBI's taxonomy places the organism in Eukaryota, Fungi, Ascomycota, Sordariomycetes, Hypocreales, Nectriaceae. The record is from RefSeq and is a predicted model, not a curated record. The transcript has 4 exons. Bases 1 to 1017 code for a protein of 338 amino acids.